AUGUUGACAAGUUCUGUCGCCUCUCAUCUGCACCCAGAGAGUUUCUAUACCGGUCCUCUAGAGCCAUGGGUACGGGACAUUCAGCGCUCACCCGAUGCCAGGAACUGCAACAUCGAGCGUAUUGUACAUCGAAAGUGUACUACUGGCAUGGAGCAUGAGUUUCUGAUCCUCUACGCUCAAGAUGCUGCUGGUCAAGGAGUCGUCCUCUCUGUUGACCGCAACGCUUCUGAGGAAGCCCGAUUCACCUUGAGGGCAUCUCUACCACCAGAAAACGAUCCCUCGUCACCUCUGGACUCACCAUCACCAGAAGCAGUACCUGCGUACGAUCGGGUCGAGGUCUCUCACGACGGCACUGCAGACUACAUCUUAGCCCGCCACGGCGCGACCCUCUGUCUUAACACCCUCGCUUUCCCUCCGGUAUCACGGCCCUCCGUCCAACACCUCGCCGUGCUUCUCCGAGUCAUACAUGAGGAGUUUCCCCAUUACGCUGCUCUUCAGCACCAGUGUUACUGGUUCGCCCGCGCCGUUUUUAUGUCACUGGCGGCGCUCUUUGAAGGCGUGGAGGAACCUGAUCCGGAACACCAUGAUCUGCAGGCAACAUUUCGAGGAGCCCAUGUCUCCUUAUACGAGGCUUCAACCACAGCGAUCCAGAACAUGCUUUUACUUCCAGUCCUCGAAUUCCCGCUACUUUUGAUACCAGCCUCUAUGGUGGCUAUGUAUACGACCUUCAAGCUUUACAAGGGACAUGCCGUGUCGACCGUCGACUCGAGAAGAGAAGUUAGUGACGCAGAGAUUAGGAAGCACGGUAUCCCCCAGAAGUAUCAUCAAGCGUGGCGUAUAUUUCUCGACGUAACAAAGUCCGACCGAAUUCGGUGA
Messenger RNA from Stereum hirsutum FP-91666 SS1, 876 nucleotides. RefSeq lists its product as uncharacterized. NCBI's taxonomy places the organism in Eukaryota, Fungi, Basidiomycota, Agaricomycetes, Russulales, Stereaceae. The transcript is spliced from 3 exons. The coding region runs from base 1 to 876 and encodes 291 amino acids. The record is from RefSeq and is a predicted model, not a curated record.